Molecule: messenger RNA, 399 nt
Organism: Penicillium alfredii
Lineage: Eukaryota; Fungi; Ascomycota; Eurotiomycetes; Eurotiales; Aspergillaceae
Exons: 2
Coding region: 1-399 (132 amino acids)
Source: RefSeq, a predicted model, not a curated record
AUGGAAAACCACCACACACAGCCUAUCGAGCUUUUCGCUCCCACGGAGUUCCUCGCGCCCACGACCCGCGAAAUGUACGAGUUUCAGCAGGAAGUCGUCCAGGAACUUCAAAAGUUGGGUUGUUUGUGGGCAGAGGCUAUUGCGCGCAUCAACUAUGUCUGGGGUGACGCUGACCCUGCCGAGGAAUACUACGAGAUUGUCUAUCAUGAAUUCCCGGAAUACUGGGCUCAUGGAAUGUAUUAUGAAGGGUAUGCUCCGUAUUGGGAAGAACAUGUGGACCGGUCAACGUGGGAGGUGAAAGAGGCACCACCGCGAGAUUCGGUUUGUUGGACUGUCAAGGAUAGUGAGAGCCAGAUUGGGCAGUCUGUUGAUGUGUUGAAAGCUCCGUUUGAGGAAUAA